GUUUCAGAUACUGAUAAAAGGAAAGACGAUCGUUUUUCCUCAAGAAGUAUGGACAGUGAUUCAGGAGGCUAUGCUUCACCGGAGGAAGAGGAUGACAUUUCGCCGAUUUCUGAUUUCUACAAAGAUAGAAGUGUCUUCAUAACAGGCGUGACGGGAUUUGUAGGAAAGGUCCUUCUGGAAAAGCUAUUGAGAGCAUGCAGCAGUGUAAAAACCGUUUACGUUCUUCUGCGAACCAAAGAUGGAAUGGACCCCAGACAACGACUGGAUGAACUUCUUACCUCUCAGGUGUUUUCAAGGCUAAAACAUGAGAAACCCACAACUCUUACAAAAAUUGUGCCAAUUGCGGGAGAUAUUAGUCUUUCCAACUUAGGACUAAGCCAGUCGGAUGUGAAUAUGCUAUCCAAGCAUGUGUCUGUGGUAUUCCAUUCAGCUGCUACAGUCAGAUUCGAUGAACCUUUGAAAAAGUCCGUCAAUUUAAAUCUUUUGGGUACACAACGGGUCCUGCAUCUGUGCAAGAAAAUGGCGCAGUUAGCGGCUCUCGUUCAUGUUUCGACGGCUUAUAGUUAUUGUAACAGAAAAGACAUUGAUGAGAUUAUCUACCCGGAGAAGAUUCCAGCUCAGAAAGUUAUAGAAAUUACUGAAUGGAUGGACGACGAGCUACUGGAGACCCUCUUGCCUAAACUGAUGGAUGGUCGUCCUACUACCUACCACUACAGUAAAGCUUUAGCGGAGAAUUUGCUGGUUUCAGAAGGCGGAGGUCUGCCUAUUGCUAUCGUUCGCCCUUCGAUAGUCACAGCCGCAUUUAAAGAACCUAUGCCGGGCUGGGUUGAUGGAGUCAACGGGCCAACAACAUUCAUUAUCAUGACUGGCCAAGGUCUUCUUCGUACAAUGUUGGUUUAUGAAGGAACAGUCGUGGACUGGAUGCCUGUAGAUCUGGUGGCUAACUUAUUAAUAUCCUCAGCAUGGCAAAUCGGAUCUCAAAAGCCUAACACAAUAAAAGUGUAUAAUUGCACAUCGGGUGACUUAAAUCGUGUCACAUGGUCGGAUAUCGAAAGAACAGCCUAUCCUCUCAUCAUAAAAUAUCCAUUACCCAACGUUAUUCGUUAUCCAGGAGGAAGCUUCAAAUCCAGCCCUUUUAUGAAUACCCUUUCUGUUAAGUUGGAACACAGUUUACCAGCUUAUUUUAUCGACACGGUGGGUUGGAUAUUCGGAUACAAAACCGAGUUUGUAAGUUUGGUUCACAGAAUGGAACGAGCAGCUGGAUAUUUACAGUACUUCACAACUAGAGAAUGGACUUUCCAAUGCACGAAUUUAGUUCACUUGAGAGAACUUCAGUCGCGAAGGGACAAAGAGAUUUUCAAUAUUGAUGUAAGGCCUAUUGAAUGGACACCUUACUUAGAAAAUUAUGUGUUAGGAGUCAGAAAAUUUAUACUUGGAGAGCAUGUCUCAACUAUACCAGCUGCAAGGAGAAGACUUAUGAGGUUAUAUUAUGCAGGCUUGUUGGCUAAGUAUGGUGUCAUGUUUGGAUUCAUCUAUGUAAUACUCAAGAAAACAAAUCUUUCCCAACAUAUCAUGUGGAAUUUAAUAAGUUUAGCUAUCAGAGUUAUGCAAUAUAUGCCGAAAAGCUGGCUUAAAUAUUUGAGUUCAUAAUCUUGCUCUGUGAAUAAAUUUUAUGUAUAAGAGUUUCCAAGGUGAAACAAAA
This is a messenger RNA of Stegodyphus dumicola, 1702 nucleotides long. Its product is annotated as putative fatty acyl-CoA reductase CG5065. NCBI's taxonomy places the organism in Eukaryota, Metazoa, Arthropoda, Arachnida, Araneae, Eresidae. Gene Ontology annotation, cellular component: peroxisome. Gene Ontology annotation, molecular function: alcohol-forming very long-chain fatty acyl-CoA reductase (NADP+) activity. The record is from RefSeq and is a predicted model, not a curated record. Gene Ontology annotation, biological process: long-chain fatty-acyl-CoA metabolic process.